Homo sapiens (human) is the source of this 5742-nucleotide messenger RNA. It is a transcript of the gene CRPPA, whose product is annotated as CDP-L-ribitol pyrophosphorylase A. The record is from RefSeq and is marked reviewed. The transcript has 10 exons. Gene Ontology annotation, biological process: isoprenoid biosynthetic process; glycoprotein biosynthetic process. The coding region runs from base 217 to 1572 and encodes 451 amino acids. NCBI's taxonomy places the organism in Eukaryota, Metazoa, Chordata, Mammalia, Primates, Hominidae. Gene Ontology annotation, molecular function: catalytic activity; cytidylyltransferase activity; D-ribitol-5-phosphate cytidylyltransferase activity. Gene Ontology annotation, cellular component: cytosol.
AGAUCGGCAGCCUCAGCUGCUGCCGUAGCUGUCGGGAUCGUCCCCUGCGGGGCAGCAACAGCGGGGCUCCGACGGCUGAGGGGGGCGCCUUCUGCUUGCGCGCUCUGCGUCCCUCUCCGUGGUCUGCCCUUCGCCCCGCGACCCCGGCCGAGGGUGGGAGCAGCGCGGGGUCGCAUCGGCCCGAGGCUAGCGGGGCUCGCCGUUCCGCCCGCAGCCAUGGAGGCCGGGCCGCCGGGCAGCGCCAGGCCGGCGGAGCCGGGUCCUUGCCUGAGUGGUCAGCGCGGCGCGGACCACACGGCUUCCGCCUCCCUGCAGAGCGUGGCCGGGACCGAGCCCGGGCGCCACCCGCAAGCCGUGGCAGCUGUGUUGCCUGCCGGGGGGUGCGGGGAGAGGAUGGGGGUCCCCACCCCGAAGCAAUUCUGCCCCAUCCUGGAGAGGCCGCUCAUCAGCUACACCCUACAGGCCCUGGAGAGAGUAUGUUGGAUAAAGGACAUUGUUGUGGCAGUAACUGGAGAGAACAUGGAAGUAAUGAAAAGUAUUAUUCAGAAGUAUCAGCAUAAACGCAUCUCACUGGUCGAAGCUGGAGUGACCCGCCACAGGUCAAUUUUCAAUGGACUAAAAGCACUGGCAGAAGAUCAGAUCAACUCUAAACUCUCUAAGCCAGAAGUAGUGAUUAUCCAUGAUGCUGUGAGACCAUUUGUUGAGGAAGGUGUCCUUCUUAAAGUUGUCACAGCUGCUAAGGAACACGGGGCAGCAGGAGCCAUUCGACCUCUUGUAUCUACUGUCGUCAGUCCAUCUGCUGAUGGUUGCUUAGACUACUCGCUAGAACGUGCCAGACACAGAGCAAGUGAAAUGCCCCAAGCUUUUCUAUUUGAUGUGAUUUAUGAAGCAUAUCAGCAGUGUAGUGACUAUGACUUGGAAUUUGGAACUGAGUGUUUGCAAUUGGCCCUAAAAUACUGUUGCACUAAAGCCAAACUUGUAGAAGGAUCACCUGACCUCUGGAAGGUGACCUACAAACGAGAUCUCUAUGCGGCUGAAUCGAUUAUUAAGGAGAGAAUUUCCCAAGAGAUUUGUGUAGUUAUGGAUACAGAAGAAGAUAACAAACAUGUAGGUCAUCUUCUUGAAGAAGUGCUGAAAAGUGAAUUAAAUCAUGUAAAAGUCACAUCUGAGGCUCUGGGUCAUGCUGGCAGACAUCUUCAGCAAAUCAUCUUAGAUCAAUGCUACAAUUUUGUUUGUGUGAAUGUUACAACCUCUGAUUUUCAAGAAACCCAGAAGUUACUGAGCAUGCUUGAAGAGAGUAGUCUUUGCAUUUUAUAUCCUGUUGUUGUUGUUUCAGUUCAUUUUCUUGAUUUUAAAUUAGUACCUCCCAGUCAGAAAAUGGAAAACCUAAUGCAGAUUAGAGAAUUUGCAAAGGAAGUAAAAGAAAGAAAUAUUUUGUUAUAUGGGCUUCUCAUAUCUUACCCACAGGAUGAUCAGAAGCUACAGGAGAGUUUAAGGCAAGGUGCUAUCAUUAUUGCUUCAUUAAUCAAGGAAAGAAAUUCUGGACUCAUUGGUCAGCUUCUGAUAGCAUGAAGAACACAAAAAAUUACCUAUUUUCUAAAACAUCUAUUUGCGUAUCUUAAUUGUGCUUUGUGCCCCCGCUGCUGUGUGUGGUAGAAUGUUUCAGUUGUCUUUUAUAUCUUCUCUAUAAUUUGUAGGAUGUGAUGCUUAGAUUAUAAAGCAGAUUAAUGUUUAUAUCUGUGAAAUAAAGAAUACUUUUGUGUAUGACAAAUAUUAAUUGCCUGAACCAGAAAAAAAUAGUAGAUAAGUGGAAAAUAAUAGCCUUCAAAUGAAUCUUUCCACAGAGACAUGAACGGUCAAAUAGAAAUAAUGAUGGGGUGAGCUAUUCUUUCAAGGAAUGAGAAUUUAGAAAACUUCAGUUAUUAUCCUAACUGUUAAUUAAUAAUUUACACUAUUAUGAAGCUAAUGGAUAAACUUCAGAAUUAUUCUCACUUCUAUAAUUGUCCUGUCACCAGGUGAUAUUUUGUCUUUUUGUCUUGUGUUAAAAAUGUCUACACUUUAAUAAAAAAGGGUGAGUGGGAUACCAGGGAACGGAACUGUUUGUUUCUAGCAUUUUCCCCAUUUGCCACAUAUUACUCAAGAUCCCUAAAACAGAUGUCAUUUCCUUCUUUUCUGUUUUUAAAUUGUAUGUUAUUUUUGGUUUAUGAACUAUAAUUAUGACUUACAUUAUUUUAAAGGGUCUCUAGUUUUUCUGAAUGAACUUAAAAGUGUCUGGAAAGUUUCGUAGGUGAUUCUGGUCAAUCCCUGGUUAGUUAUCUUCUAUAAGGUAGAGAAUCUAUUGUACAUCAUAGAGUUAAAUUAGUUAUUUCAAUUCAGAUACUGCUACCUUUUAAAAUCAAGUUCUUAUUUCCAGUUUUCAUUGGUAUAUACAUCUGAAAUAUUAAUAUUUUCCCUUGCAUGUUAUAAUUAUGGGUGUCCUUUAAUUCAUUAGAGGUGACUUUUAAUCUAUACAUACACUUACUCUAUUUAUUUUAUUUUUUAUUGUUUUGAAAUGCAGUCGCCCUCUGUCAGGCUGGAGUGCAGUGGCACAAUCUCAGCUGACUGCAACCUCUGCCUCCUGGGUUUAAGCAAUUAUCCUCCCUCAGCCUCCCGAGUAGCUGGGAUUACAGGCACCUGCCACCACACCUGGCUAAUUUUUUUUUUUUUUUUUUUUUUUUGUAUUUUUAGUAGAGAAGGGUUUUCGCCAUGUAGGCCAGGCUGGUCUUGAACUCCUGACCUCAAGUGAUCUGCCUGCCUCGGCCUCCCAAAAUGCUGGGAUUAUAGGUGUGAGCCACCAUACCCAGCCAACAUACAUUUAUUUUAUUGAAACAGAUUAGGGCUUAGGCUGCACGUGGAAACUAUAAAAGUUGCAUGAAGUGUUUUCAGUUAAAGAUACACUAUACAAUAUCUACCUUGUGGAAUUUUUAUUUAACAUGUUGGGUGAUUUUCCCUCUAGUGUUCAAGUAUAUAUAUAGUAGGAGAGUUUAUAUUUUACAUUCUCCUAAUUGAAAUGUGUUAUUUGAAUGUAGGCUUGUAUCUAAAUUCCUGGGCCUGCCCUUUUUCUCUCUCUAGGAAUAUUAAGAAAUUUAAAAUCCAUUAAUUUAAGUUUUUGAGGAUGGAAAUAGGUAAGCAAUGUGUGGAUUGUGGUUAGGAAUGUCUGUGCCUUUGUUCAGAUGUCGGCUGUGUGUGUGACGAAAACCACAGCUGCCAAGUCCCCAACAUGCACCUGUUGAAGUCAUCAGGUGAAAAUGUUUAAGACUUUGAAAGUGCUCAUAAAGGAAGAAGGGGAAAUGUUAUCAAGGCUUUAAAGAGAGGGUAAGUGCCUUGAAGAAGAAUGCAGUAAACUGGGCAUAUUUGUGGCACAGCAAAAUCACCCUGAUCGCUGGAGUGCUGGCUGAGUUAACAUAGACUUCAGCUUAAGGAAUCCUACAGCAGACAAGAAUUUAUCUCAGAGUACUUACUAUGACAUUACCCUAGGCAACUGGUAACAUUUAGUAUAAUUUAGUUAAUAAAAUAUUAAGUUGUGCCUGGAAAAAAUAGCAUUUGGUCCUUCAUAGCAGGCAAAGCAAUUCACAGCAUUGGGAAAAAAAAAUACAUACAUACAUAUACAUGUAUGUAUACCCAUAUAUAUGUAUAUACAUGCAUGUAUACCCAUAUAUAUGUAUAUACUUACAUGUAUAUACAUAUAUAUGUAUGUACGUACAUAUAUACCCAUAUCUAUGUAUGUACGUACAUAUAUACCCGUAUAUAUGUACGUACAUAUAUACACAUAUAUGUAUGCACGUACAUAUAUACACAUAUAUGUAUGUACGUACAUAUAUACACAUUAUGUACAUACAUAUAUACGUAUAUAUGUACAUGCAUGUAUGUAUGUAUAUACGUACGCAUACACACAUAUAUUUAUAUACGUACGCAUACACACAUAUAUGUAUAUACGUACGCAUACACACAUAUAUGUAUAUACGUACGCAUACACACAUAUAUGUAUAUACGUACGCAUACACACAUAUAUGUAUAUACGUACGUAUAUACACACAUAUAUGUAUAUACGUACGUAUAUAUGUAUUUUUAUGUUUUAUGUAUAUGUAUUUUAUAUGUAUAUAUAUCUGCACAUCCUUCACUAUUUUCAUGAGGAAAUUGGAGCUCAGGGAUCUUAGUUACCUUGCCAAAAUCAUGUGACUGAAUAGUAACAAAAGUUUGGGCUUAAAAUAAGGAAGACUGAUAAUAAGUGUUAAGCUUAUAUUCCUGUCUAACAAUGACCCCUGGCAAAGACAUCUGAUAUAUAAGCCACGUCUGAUAUAUAAGACGUGAUAUAUAAGCCAGAGGCACUGAAUGAACAUUGGCGAAAUGGACAAGAAGGGUGGGACACUUAUGUCCAGGGACUAGGUGAAAGUCCUGGAGCUUUUGGCUUUCCAGCCACCUUCCCAGCAUAAAGAAAUUGUAGCUAAAGUUAAGGGAAUGAAUAGAAGUAUUGGCCAAAAGAGAAAUUAUUUUGUUGUUUAAGAGAUCUGGCCGGGCGCGAUGGCUCACGCCUGAAAUCCCAGCACUUUGGGAGGCCGAGGCAGGCAGAUUACGAGGUCAGGAGAUCCAGACCAUCCUGGCUAAUGCGGUGAAACCCCGUCUCUAGUAAAAAUACAAAAAAAAUAGCCAGGCAUCGUGGCGGGCGCCUGUAGUCCCAGCUACUCAGGAGGCUUAGGCAGGAGAAUGGCGUCAACCUGGGAGGCGGAGCUUGCAGUGAGCCGACAUAGCGCCACUGCACUCCAGCCUGGGCAACAGAGCAAGACUCCGUCUCAAAAAAAAAAAAAAAAAAAAAAAGAGAGAUCCAGAGGUAACUUUACAGUUACAUUUUCAUCACUGCUUCUGUAAAUUUACUUUAGUAAAAGCUGUCUAUUCUCACUUUAUUUUCCAAAAUCUCUUAAAAAAUAAUAGUGAUUAUGCUUCAAGGUUUCUGAAAAUGCUUCCACUUGUGGGAAAUUUUGUUGCAAAAUGGUUUUCUUUCUAAACUUACGCUAGUUAGUUAAAUGCAAAUUAAAGUUAGUCGUCUUAGGAGUUCAUCAUAGCGUGAGUAAUGGUUUGAUUAAUGACAUUUUGGUAGAGGUCCUAUUUUUUUUCAUAAAAGUGCUCAAUUUGAGAUGACUUGUUGCAAGUAUACUCAUUUACAGGUAAGAGUCAGCUCCCUAUAUUCUCUCAGAGUCAUUGUUAUGGUUAUUAUUGUAAGUAUUUUACAUUAAUUUAACAGAAAUUUUUUCUUCCCUAACUUAUAACUCAACUUUAUGUAAAUACAGUGAUCAUCUUAUAAAAAUCAAAUUACAGAAUGUCUUAAAAUCUGUAAAUUUGACUUUGUUUUAAUGUUGAAACUACAAAUUCACAGAGGCAUAAAUCUAACAUCUUAAUUAAAAUGUCAACCAUAUGCAAGAAGAAAGAUAGAAGUUAUUUAGAAAGUUUAAUUUGAAAACAGAAUAAUGAAGCAUUUUAAUUGAUAUAGGAUUUGUUAGUAUGGCUUAAAAUCAGUGGACUAGAAGUAGCUGUGUAGGUGGUGGUUGGCAUUAUAGUUGCAUUUAUAUAUGUUCUUAUUAAUUUCAGUUUCAAAAUUGUAAGAAGCAUAUGCAUAUUUUUAAGGUGACAUUGAAAAGUACUAUAAAGAUUCUAAAUAUGUUGUUUUUACAAAACAAAAUGUAAAUAAAUUAUUGAUUUAAAAUCUAA